This is a messenger RNA of Schistosoma rodhaini, 597 nucleotides long. The record is from the annotation of a GenBank genome assembly. NCBI's taxonomy places the organism in Eukaryota, Metazoa, Platyhelminthes, Trematoda, Strigeidida, Schistosomatidae.
CUAGAACAUACCAUUCGAAUAUAAAUAAUUAUAUUGAUCAGUCAAUUAGUUAGUUUACACUUUACAAAUAUGCGUUUAUUACUUAUCUUAUAUUUAAGUUUAAUUAUAAGCCUAAUAAAUUGUGAUAAUGAAGAAGACGAUUCCGAUUUAUCUACCAUCACUGAAGAAUUAAUUAAUUCUGGUUUAGAUUAUGCUAAUCUGUUACAUGGAUGGAUUGAAAAAAAUGUUGGAAAAAAUGAAAUUAAAAUAAUUAAAAAAAAUUUAAUGAAAUUUGGACAAUUGGCAUUGAAUUUUAUUGAUUCAACUAUUCAAAACUUGAUUAAAGAUGACAACGAUGAUGAUGGUGAGGAUAUUAAUAAUAAUAAUGAGCACAACAAUUUACAAAGAAAACAUAGUGAAUUAUAAAAAAUCAAUAAUAUUUAACUAUGUAUAUACAUUAUUUUGUAAAAUAUUUUUUUCUGAUUGAAUUUUUAAAAAAAAACCCUUUGUAAAAGAAAAAAAAGUUUUUUCUCUCUGCUUUACGAUAAUUAAAAGUCUAAUUAUCAUUUAUAUAAUGGGACUGUUAGAUUUUUAUUGUUUACCAAUAUACAUUAGAUG